UUUGUCACUAGUUUGAUUUUGUGGAGGCGAGCGAGGCUACAUUUAUAUUGCUAUAAGCGUCUCUUUGUUUUUCCAGCUUUAAUGGCGUGAGACACUGUAUUUUUCUACGGUUCCAAAGUAACCGUACUCAAUCUUUGCAUGUCACACCAAACCCCUCUAAAACAAUUCCCAAAACCCAAAUGAGAUGAUUCUUUCUUCCUUCUAUUUCACUUUGUAAUUUAACACCUCAUCCCAACCCAACCCAGAUGAUUCAUAACUGGUAAUCUCUUCUGGGUUUUUAGUUUUUGCCUUUUUUCAAUCCGUUUCUUAUCUGCCUAUAUUGAUUCUUGGGUUGCUGCUUAUUCUCUUCUGUUUUUGUGUUGUGUUGUUUGUUUGUUUGUGUGUGUUUUUCUUGUUGUUUGAUUUCUCGUUUGGUGAGAAAACCAUGAAGGAAGAUGAAGAGUUUGAAAUGUUAUUGGAAGAAAUCCCUCAAGUAACAUCUCUUAAUCUUUAUAAUCAUCAUCAUCAUGUGCAUCAACGGCAUCAUGAUCAUCAUGAUGUUAAUGGUAAUGGUAAUGGUAUGUAUGGUGUACGUGAUUAUGAGACAUUGAGACAGUGUUGUGCUUCUCCUGUUAGUGGAUUCUCACUGCAGUCAGAUGGCUCAUCUUCUUCAAGUUUGUUCUCUAAUGGACAUUCUUUAUCUGAUAAUGGAUCACCACCUCCACCUGAUGUUAAACGUAAAUAUCAUUUGCCUAGUGAAACUUCUUAUCACCCAGACGGAUUGUCAUUGCAUUUGGAUUUGCCCAUUAGGAAGGACAGUGAGUGUUUGAUUGAUGAAAUGAAUCUUUGUAGAAAUCUUGGUAAAAUGUACCUUAGUAAUGAACAAAAUGAUUCUUUUAAAGAUAUCCCGUCAUACCAGAGUGGGCGUAGACUUGGUGAUUGUUUCUUGAGGGGUGGUAGUAAUCAAAUGAAUUCUGAGAAAUAUAUGGGAUUUCAGUCUCCAGUUUCAAGAACUGCUAGGGGGUUUGAUAGUGAUAUGAGUUCUGCAUUGUCGGGAUUGGAGCAAGAAUAUAGAAUGGGUAAUUUAUUGGGUUUGCAAAUGAUUCCUGGUCCAUCUGAUGCUUUGUUUUCUCAUCAAGAGUUAAAUGAGUCUAUGAGUUCUCAUUUUCAGAAAUUAGAGGAGCAGCCAAACAACUAUUCCCCAAGAGGGACUCCAACAUCAAAUUUGUGCAAUUCUUUUGGUAGACUUUCCAUGAAUGAUGCUUUAUUUUGUGCACAAAGAAAUGGAAUGCAUUGGAAUGAAGAAAGAGGUGCAUUGAAUUUUCUUAAUUCUCCUCAGUUGAGUCAUCCAAGGCCUCAUAUGAGUGUUGAAAAUAUUCUACAGUGUAGGAUGCCACAAUCUUAUGGAAGGACUAGAGCACCUUCAAACAUUGGAAUCCCACAAAGUGUUCUUGGGGCUUUUAGUAAAGAGGAUAGCUACAUAAUUCAAGGCAAUGGAUUAAAUUACCUAGUGAAUAAGGGACUCAUUCACUCAAGAGGUCAGAAUAACCGCAGCUUACAUGAGAUCGGUGUUGGCAGGCAUCUGGAAAGAAGUUCACAACUUAAUGGUCAGACCCAAAUGGCAGGCAUUCAUGGAAAUGCUCGAAUUGCCAAAUUUUGCUGCCCAUUUUCUCCGUUGUCAAAUUAUAACUCCUUGGUGGAAGCUCGGAGCCAUAUAUACUUUAUAGCAAAGGAUCAGCAUGGUUGUCGAUUCUUACAAAAGAUGUUUGAUGAGGGCUCCCAACAAGAUGUGCAAAUAAUAUUUGAUGAGAUCAUUGACCAUGUAGUUGAGCUUAUGAUGAACCCAUUUGGGAAUUACCUAAUGCAGAAGUUAUUGGAGGUGUGUAAUGAAGAACAGAGAAUGCAGAUUCUCCUCAAGCUUACUGAGGAACCUGGGGAACUUGUUAGAAUCUCUUUAAACACUUAUGGCACUCGUGUAGUUCAAAAGUUGAUUGAGACCCUCAAAACCAGAGAGCAGAUUUUGCUGGUUAUAUCAGCUCUUGAACCUGGGUUUCGUAAUCUCAUCAAGGACCUGAAUGGAAAUCAUGUAGUCCAGCGUUGCUUGCAAUGCUUUACUAAUGAAGAUAACUCGUUUAUUUUUGUGGCUGCUGCAAAAUAUUGUGUUGAAAUUGCAACUCAUCAACAUGGGUGCUGUGUUCUGCAACGGUGCAUAAGUCAUUCAAGUGGAGAAUAUCGUGAGAACUUAGUUGCAGAGAUUUCAGCAAAUGGACUUCGCCUAGCUGAAGAUGCAUUUGGAAACUAUGUUGUUCAGUUCAUCUUGGAAUUAGAAAUUCCAUCUGCUAUCAGAACUUUGAUUUCUGAAUUUGAAGGGAACUAUGUACACCUUUCGAUACAGAAGUUCAGCAGCCAUGUUGUUGAAAAAUGUCUUCACGUUUUUGAUGAUGAGAGUCGGUCAAGAAUCAUCCAUGAAUUGCUCUCUGCCUCUCCCUUUGAACAGUUGCUUCAAGACCCACACGCUAACUAUGUUAUUCAAACAGCUCUUCGUGUUUCUGAGGGCUCCCUACACAAUUCACUUGUUGAAACAAUCGAGUCUCGUAAAGCAAUUUCACGCAACAGCCCAUAUUCAAAGAGGAUCUUUUCUCAGAAGCUUUUGAAGAAGUGAUGUAGAUUCGCUCCAACCCCUCUGGGGAAAAAAAAAAAAAACACUGUUGUUGUUUAAUGUUAUCAAUGCCAUGCUUUCUGCUACCAAUUAUAACCAUAAAAACUUUGAUGGUGACAACCAGAGUUUUUUGUGUUCUCAGGAAUGCAGUGAAGCCUCUUCUUCUUCCAUUGUCUCAGAAGAGUGUAAAAGAGAGCAAUUUUGCUCCCAAUUUCUUGCUUGGCAAUAUCUUAAUGUAUCAUUUUGUUGUCAAUAAUCAAGUUGUUGGGUAUUAUUAUCGUUACAAGUUUUGAAAUCUUCACUGUUUGAGACUGUACAGGGUAUAGAAUGUUAAAAUUGGGUUCUUGUUGCUGUAUUACACAGUACAGAAUUAUGUUUUUCUCAAUAAUGCUGCCAUCUUUUGUGUUGCA
This is a messenger RNA of Mangifera indica (mango), 3048 nucleotides long. Its product is annotated as putative pumilio homolog 7, chloroplastic. Lineage: Eukaryota; Viridiplantae; Streptophyta; Magnoliopsida; Sapindales; Anacardiaceae. The coding region runs from base 425 to 2641 and encodes 738 amino acids. Gene Ontology annotation, cellular component: cytoplasm. The transcript has 5 exons. Gene Ontology annotation, molecular function: mRNA binding. Gene Ontology annotation, biological process: post-transcriptional regulation of gene expression. The record is from RefSeq and is a predicted model, not a curated record.